This is a messenger RNA of Neodiprion fabricii, 2139 nucleotides long. RefSeq names its product cyclin-L2. Gene Ontology annotation, biological process: regulation of transcription by RNA polymerase II. The coding region runs from base 826 to 1959 and encodes 377 amino acids. Gene Ontology annotation, molecular function: cyclin-dependent protein serine/threonine kinase regulator activity. The transcript has 4 exons. The record is from RefSeq and is a predicted model, not a curated record. Lineage: Eukaryota; Metazoa; Arthropoda; Insecta; Hymenoptera; Diprionidae. Gene Ontology annotation, cellular component: nucleus.
UCAAAAUUGCCUCUUGCCCGAAGAGAAAUUAAAUUCUACCCCAUCCUACUCAGACGGCUUAGAUACGGAGACAGAAACUGACCUGCGCAUCCUAGGAUGCGAACUGAUACAAACUGCUGGGAUACUUUUAAAACUUCCUCAGGCGUCAUUCGUUGACGAAAGGAUCAUUGUCUAAGGAAUGAUCUAUGGACUACGCCAAAUCGAUGCAUCAAUGAAGCAACCGAUCUUGGAUACAGACUUGGUUCAAAAAGCAUCAAGCCGGCGAUACCCAAAUUGAGCAUCGGUUGAACCCUUGAUAAAAAAAAAAUUCUCAAUCGACACUUCUGUGUACUAUCAAUAUUGUCCCAUGUAGGAACCUGUGCGCUUCCAUUGAAUAAUGUUAUAUAGAAUUAGGAACAGUCAACAAAGCGUAAGAUAUUUCCAGAUGCAUCCAGACUUAUCGCUAGAAAUAUGGUAUCAAUAUCACUCUGUUAAGAUUUGUAUUUAUGGUACGAAAACUCUUGAGACUGCAAUUACUAAUAGCAUAAAUACAGGGAAAGUAGUCUAUUUUCGAAACUUAGAAUCCUGUUUCGAAUAUUUAUUCCGAUUUCCAUAGAAUCUAUCAUAACCCUUGAAUCAAUGGGAUAUAACCAGCGGGUCAGAGAAGAGUUACCGUGAAGUAUUUAGCAUUGGUUUGGAUGCUUUUUAUUUUAUAAAAACAAAAUUUUUACUACGUACACGAAAGUAGAGUUUGAAUAUCUUUAAACGGCAUGUGUAACUGGCGCUAAAUUACGUUUGACUGGGAAAUAAUCGAUGUGACACAUUCAUUGUUCCGCACAGGCUACUAUGCGCUUAAUAACUCCAGGCAGUGAUCCUCUAACGAAUGACGUCGAAGUUUGGAAAGUAUAUUGCCUAGUGUUUGUUUAUAAUCAUGUUUCUCAUGUUUUCUUUCAGGUCGCUAUGGCCACCGGGCAAGUGAUAUUCCAGCGGUUCUAUUACAGUAAAUCAUUGGUUAGGCACAAUAUGGAAACAACGGCCAUGGGAUGCGUCUGUCUGGCGAGUAAAAUUGAAGAGGCUCCAAGGCGCAUCAGAGACGUCAUUAAUGUGUUCAAUCAUAUUAAACAAGUUUCAAGUCAGAAGACUAUCCAGCCAGUCAUACUAGACCAGAGUUAUGUGACGCUAAAGAACCAGGUAAUCAAGGCAGAGAGGCGUGUUCUGAAGGAGCUAGGUUUUUGUGUUCACGUUAAGCAUCCGCAUAAGAUAAUCGUCAUGUACCUUCAAGUUUUGGGUUACGAGAAGAACCGUGCGCUGAUGCAACAGUGUUGGAACUACAUGAAUGAUUCGCUCCGCUCAGAUGUAUUUCUGAGACAUCAGCCCGAGACCGUUGCUUGCGCAUGCGUUUAUCUAGGUGCACGCCAGUUGCAACUUCCACUGCCCGCGACACCUGCUUGGUUCAGGCUAUUCAAGGUUAGUGAGUCGUCCAUCAGAGACGUCUGCCGCCGAGUUUUACGCCUCUACGCUCGACCCAGUAUCAGCGCUGAACAAUUGGAGAAACGUGUCGAUGAGCUUCGCAGACGAUAUGAAGAAGCCAGAGCCAAGGCGAGGGGUGGUGAAGUUGAUGGUCAUACGCCCAGCCCUCCGCUACCAAAGCACCACAAUGCUUGGGGAGGAUUCAUCAGCCGCAGUGGGACACAUGCUGCCCCUGAAAGAGCAAAAUCGCCCAGGCAUUCUAGAUCUACCAGCCUCUCCCCUUCCCGAACUGACAUUGCAAAACAUGGGAAGCGAAAGAAACACUCGAGUAGAAGUAGAUCGCGGAGUCACAGUCACAGCAGAUCACGCAAACCGAAAAAGACCCAACGGCGAAGAUCAGGAAGCCACAAGUCGUCCCGUAGCCACUACAGAUCUCGUAGUAGAUCGAGAGACAGAGGGGGGGAUCCAGAUAAAACAGGGAAGCAUCGAAACAAGCAUAGACGCCAUUGAUCAGACAGAAUUUUUGUAAGAAAGAAUACAAUUUCAUUUCCUAUGCGACCAUUGACACGUAAUUUCGUCGAGUUAUUAUCUUGGGUAUAUUUACUUAAGUGUAAUCGCGGCUCUAUUAACAAAUGAUAUGAAUGUAUUUUAUUAAGUAACAAUCAAAUAAAAGUUAUAUUUCGAACGAGA